UCCAAACAGAGCGCUUCACUUCGUUAUGUUCAGAUUGAGACGAGGAAAACAAGACACACUCCAUACCAACGCUACUGAGUUUAUAUCUGUUAUCAAGUGCGCGAGGUACGGGAUUUAAGGAAUUAAGCUUCACUUUGGAGAUUCGGUCCAGUCUGAAGAGUUUUUGUGGAAUUUUUUGCGUCUGGUGAAGUCUGAGGAUGCGCGUCUCGAUCCUGCUGCUUCUCUGCGCUCUUUACGCAGGAGACGCGCACAAGCUAUCCGCGCUCACGUUUCUGCGUGUUGAACAGGAUAAAGAAUGCAACACGGAUUGUUCUGGAGCUCCUCGCAAGCCGCUGUGUGCAUCAGAUGGACGAACCUUCAGUUCCCGCUGCGAGUUCCUCCGCGCCAAGUGCCGUGACUCUCAGCUGGAGGUCAUUCGAGGGCCAUGCAAAGAUACAUCUAGGUGUGUGGCAGAAAAGAAGUACACAGAGCAACAGGCCAAGAAACUCUUUCCACAGGUGUUUGUUCCUGUCUGCAAUCCAGAUGGAACCUACAGUGAGGUUCAAUGCCACAGUUACACUGGUUAUUGUUGGUGUGUAACACCAAAUGGCAGGCCAAUCAGUGGCUCAGCAGUAGCCAACAAGAAACCUCGAUGCCAAGGGUCCAAAAUUGAUAAGGUAAAUCCAAGGGAACCAGGAAAAUCAGUUUCCUUGCAAAUCUUCUCCAUUCUAAAUGCAGAUGAAUUGGCUACUCCCAUAGUGGAACCCCAGCCGUCUGCCGAUGAGGAAGACAUCAUCUCCCAGUACCCUACACUGUGGACAGAACAGGUCCGCAGCCGGCAAAACAGGACAAGAACACAAUCGACCUCAUGCGAUCAGGAGCAGUUGUCGGCGCAGGAAGAGGCAAGACAACAUAAAAACGAAGCAGUUUUUGUGCCCGAUUGCGCUCAUGGUGGCCUCUACAAACCUGUCCAGUGCCAUCCCUCUACUGGGUACUGCUGGUGUGUCCUAGUGGAUACUGGGCGGCCCAUUCCUGGCACAUCCACCAGAUACGAACAACCAAAAUGUGAUGGAAAUGCCAGAGCACAUCCCACCAAACCAAAGGACCAUUACAGGAGCAGACACCUGCAGGGAUGUCCUGGGGAAAAGAAGACAGAAUUUCUGACGAGCAUACUGGACGCAUUGUCCACGGACAUGGUCCAUGCAGUAACUGACCCGGCGGCUGCUGGCAGGAUGUUGGAGCCUGACCCCAGUCACACUCUAGAAGAACGAGUUGUUCACUGGUAUUUCAGCCAGCUUGACAAAAAUUCAAGCGGUGACAUUGGAAAGAAAGAAAUCAAACCAUUCAAACGGUUACUGCGCAAGAAAUCUAAACCAAAAAAGUGUGUAAAGAAGUUUGUGGAGUACUGCGACAUCAGUAAUGAUAAGGCCCUGUCACUGCAAGAACUGAUGGGCUGUUUGGGGGUCACUAAGGAAGAAGGGGCAAAAGCAGGUGAAGGCACAACCUCUAGUAAACUGAACCUGGCAAAGAAACAAGGCUGAAGUCGCCUCUGAGAUCGGAUUGCACCAGCUCUUGUCCCGCAGACCACACUCUCACCAAAACGACAACGGAAACCAUAGUCUUUGCACUUUGUACUUUAAAACAAUGUAAAUUCACUUUGUAGAAAAAAAGGUAUUUAAACAGACUGCUGAAUAUUUGAAUGAUAUAGUUAGCAUUUGUAUGUCCUUAAAACAACAGCAAAAAUAGUAAUAAUAAUAAUUAACACAUACAAUGUAUGUGUCCUUUGUGCACUCGAAAAAAAUAUUUUUGCCUAGAAUUACACAUUUCAGUUUCAUAACAAAACUCCUUUAAAUUAAAUUGUGUCAAGUUUAAUAAAAUUAAAUUAAGAAAAUAUUUAUGUUUUUUAUUUUAUUUUAUUAAAGACUACUCAAUUCAGUUUGAUGGAAUUUUGUAAUGACAUUGAAAUGUGUAAACCUUAAAAUAAUUUUUUUGAGUGAGAGUCUAAAAUAAGUAUACUUUUCUAACUUGUACAAGUUGUAUGACAUGUUGCAUUUGUUAAGGCCAUCUUUGUUGUUCUGUUACAUAUUUUGUUUGUCUUUUCAUUUGCUAAUAUCUGAAUAGUUUGUAAUGUAUCUAAACUGAAUUUUAGAAGCCUCGUUUUAGUUUUAGUUUUUUUAAAUACCAAAACCCAACUACUGUGUUCCACACAUGGAAUGGGAUACAUAUGUUUUGCUGAAACUGCAUCAUUAUGAUUAGAAAUAAAGAUGUAUUUUAUAUAUUUUUUUUAAUUAUUUUUUUCAUUUAUUGUAAUAAUAUUUGAGAGCAGGAUCUUUAAUAUGUCAUUUCUCCUUAUUGAAUCAACACUCCCUGCAUCAUCCCACCAUCAGUGACCUCAGACUGACCCUGUUCUUUUCGUUCUGUGUGUCAUUUAUGAUAAACAGAUCUGGUGGUGGAUCUGAGAGUUUAGAUGGCUUAUGCUCUGGUUUUAACACUGCAGGGGACGUACAUUAGGGGAUUAGUUAUUGACGCUUCAAAGAUGUCAAAUUAAGGACUUUAAAACUGUUCAUCUACUACCUGAAUCCCUACAUUAUCAGAGCGCUUUCCACUGCUGCAUACAGAUACAAGAGAUUAGAGCAGGGUGAAUGUCUGAACGAUUAAGGCCCUGUUUACACCUGGUGUUAAGAUCAAUCUCAGGCAAGUGGGCAUGGGUGGGAGUGUUUGUGCUAUCUGUGGGUUUAUGCGUGCAAAUUUUGGGUGUUUUGUAUGUUAAUUAAUUGCUGCAAAGUACAAUUUGCUAUUUGCCUGAGAAAUAGGUCAUUGCGCUAAAACGUUGGCGCAGAGUCUAAAGUCAGU
This is a messenger RNA of Myxocyprinus asiaticus (Chinese sucker), 2832 nucleotides long. Its product is annotated as SPARC-related modular calcium-binding protein 2-like. Gene Ontology annotation, cellular component: basement membrane. Gene Ontology annotation, biological process: extracellular matrix organization. The transcript has 13 exons. Bases 198 to 1520 code for a protein of 440 amino acids. The record is from RefSeq and is a predicted model, not a curated record. Gene Ontology annotation, molecular function: calcium ion binding; extracellular matrix binding; heparin binding. Lineage: Eukaryota; Metazoa; Chordata; Actinopteri; Cypriniformes; Catostomidae.